This is a messenger RNA of Cooperia oncophora, 402 nucleotides long. NCBI's taxonomy places the organism in Eukaryota, Metazoa, Nematoda, Chromadorea, Rhabditida, Trichostrongylidae. The record is from the annotation of a GenBank genome assembly.
AUGACGUACGACUACGGCAGCAUUAUGCACUACGGCGGAACUAGUGCAUCGUUCAACAAAAAGCCAACAAUGGUUCCGUUUGACAUCGAUUAUCAGCAGACCCUUGGAUCUCCAUUCAUUUCUUUCAUCGAACUCUCAAUGCUCAAUGAACACUACGGAUGCAAAGCGAUCUGUAACAAAUCUACAUCGGUUAAAUGCGAGAUGGGCGGAUUCCCUCAUCCACGAGACUGCCAAAGAUGCAUAUGUCCUGGUGGCUAUGGUGGACCUCGAUGCAAUAAGAAACCAGUAACAAAGUGCAGCCAUAAAAUUUAUGCUUCCCCUAACUGGACGAGACUCGAGGAUACUAUUGGCCUUGGCCGUGGUGAGCAGGAAGAUUUCGAGAUAUGUCACUACCGGAUUAAG